UUCUACCUCUUUCAAUCUCUAUCACAUUUCUUUUCGUCAGCUCGCAGUCAGAAGACUCCUUUCAGUCUAGAAAAAGGAGACAGAAAGGUCAGUCGUGAUCUAUGAAAUCCUGUGAUUUCUGAGCAUUAAUGGUGGGUCUUCUGUAGAGGAGUUAUGGUGGCUUCUCUGCAUUGCUGCACCAGAGAUUGCAGGAAAGCACUGAACUGAGAAACUAAUAGAGAAAUUGGAAGGGUAUAUUGAAGAUGUUCAAGGCAGCGAGAUGGAGGACUGAGAAGAACAAGAUCAAAGUUGUGUUUAAACUGAAGUUCCAAGCAACUCAGGUGCCGGAAUUAGGAUGGGAGACUAUGAUAGUCGCUCUAGUCCCCAUGGAUUCUAGAAAACCAACUGUAAGAUCAGAAAAGGCAGCAGUGAUCAAAGGAAGUUGUCACUGGGUAAACCCCAUCUACGAAACAGUGAAACUUACCAAGGAUCCCAAAACUGAAAAGAUUAAUGAGAAAGUUUACAGAUUUCUUGUAAUCGCAGAUGGAUCGGCAAAAGCUGACUUUGUGGGAGAAGUAACCAUUGAUUUGGCAUAUUAUGCUGAAGCGCUUAAGCCCUCUGUCAUUUCUCUCCCGUUCAAGGCUUCAAAUUCGGAAGCCAUCCUGCAUGUUACCAUACAAAGAAUGCAGGCUGAUGCCGAGGGAAGAGCUUUUGAUCAAAAUGGGGAAACAAACAUUCCAGAGCAACAAAAAAAGAUGACAAGCCAGUUAGACAUUUCUAACACAGAGCAAGGUAGCAACUUUCGGAGAACAAAUGUUAACCCAAUAGAAGUAAGGGCAAAUCUUCUUUGAGAAUAUAUUUCUUGGAUUCUUCACUUUGUGUUGCAUCUAACAGACAAUCAUGAAAAAAAAAAAAAAGAAGUAAAGCCUUCUAAAAUAAAUGUUUCCAUGUGAUCGGUAUGCUUUAAAUUGCAUUACAGAAACACCCAUCCCAAAAAAGAGAUAAAGGGAAACUUAUUGGUCAAUGAAAUCUAUACACUAAUUACAUUCUUAAGACUAGUACAUUAAUGCAUGGGAGGAAAUCAAUCUCUGUUGAUAAUUUAGUUCUAUGAAACAGUUGCACAUAAAUUAUGGUACUUAUUCAUUGGAUUGGGAGUUUUAAUCUCAUAAUUCAAAGAUAUGCUUUCUGAAAGAUGAGCUAUCUGUCAGGUAGG
Messenger RNA from Elaeis guineensis (African oil palm), 1192 nucleotides. RefSeq lists its product as uncharacterized. The record is from RefSeq and is a predicted model, not a curated record. NCBI's taxonomy places the organism in Eukaryota, Viridiplantae, Streptophyta, Magnoliopsida, Arecales, Arecaceae.